Molecule: messenger RNA, 1615 nt
Organism: Vigna umbellata (rice bean)
Lineage: Eukaryota; Viridiplantae; Streptophyta; Magnoliopsida; Fabales; Fabaceae
Source: RefSeq, a predicted model, not a curated record
AGCGAGAGAUGUUGGUAGUUAAUAUAAAUAGGGGCACCCUUGGUUCUCUUCUCCAUCGAAACAAGAGUUGGGAGGAGACUUUCUUUUUGGUGUUUGUUAGGUUCAAAAUGUCUUCACCUUGUGAUUCAGUGAGUAUGAUCUCAAAAUGCAAAGUCGUUCCUCAGAAGAACUCUACUAUGGGAGAUCUGAAACUCUCAAUCUCAGACCUUAACAUGCUCUUAUGUCACUACAUCCAAAAGGGCUGUCUCUUCACGACCCCAUCUCUACCGUCACAAGCUCUCAUCCCUCAUCUCACCAAAGCACUGUCUCAUACCCUCUCGCUUUUUCCUCCCUUUGCAGGUCGCCUCAAAACCGAUGUUGACGGCUAUGUCUACAUCACAUGCAACGACGCUGGCGUCGAUUUCAUCCACGCUACCGCCACUCAUAUCUCCCUCGCCGACCUCCUCUCACCCUCCGAUGUUCAUCCAACUACUAAGCACCUCUUUCCUUUCCACCACAAAAUUAGUUACACCGCUCAUUCCUCCCCUAUCAUGGCCUUUCAGGUCACCGAGCUUGCCGACGGUGUUUUCAUAGGUUGUGCUGUCUGUCACGCCGUCACCGACGGUGCCUCCUUCUGGAACUUCUUUAACACUUUCGCAGCAAUUUCUCGAGGAGAAACCGCUUGUCUCUCCAGCCUCCCGGAUUUUCGUCGGGAUUCCAUCCUCACCUCCAAGGUCGUGCUUCAACUUCCGAAAGUAGAAAUAAAGGCCACCUUCAACGUUGAGGCACCAUUUCGCGAGAGAAUCUUCAGUUUCAGCCGUGAAUCAAUUCAGAAGCUGAAAGCCUUAGUGAACAAACGUCCGAUCAUGUUCACGCCAGAGAACAUUGAUGUCGCGGAUGAGACGAUGGCGAAGCUGAGCACUGACACACAACUGAAAACAGCUACAGAAGGCGUAAGGGGUGAAACAACAGAGAUUUCUUCAUUCCAAUCGUUGUGCGCACUGAUGUGGAAGUGCGUGACUAGGGCGAGGAAUAUGGAGAAGACUAAAGUGACGUCGUUUCGAACUGCCGCUAAUAUUCGGCAACGCAUGAAGCCCAAAUUGGGGGAUUGUUACUUCGGGAAUGCGCUUCAGAGCAUUACCACGUGUGCAACAGUGGGUGAUGUGGUGUUCAAGGACCUUCAAUGGUGCGCAGAGCAACUGAAUCGGAGCGUGAAGGCGUUUGAUAGCGCCACGGUGCAGCGUAAUGUGGAGAACUGGGAGCGUGAGCCAAAGUGCUACGAGUUAGGCAACCAUGACGGCGCCACUGUGCAGAUGGGAAGCUCGCCAAGAUUUCCGAUGUAUGACAACGAUUUUGGAUGGGGGAGGCCCAUAACGGUUCGGAGCGGCGGAGCAAACAAGUUUGACGGUAAAAUGUCGGCUUUUCCUGGAAGAAUUGGCGAUGGCAGCGUCGAUGUGGAGGUGGUUUUGGCGCCUGAAACAAUGGCGCAACUCGAGUCCGAUCCCGAAUUCAUGCUUUACGUGUCUGCCCAAUGCGUAGAGACACGUGUUUGAAUGUGAAGGAAACAAUAACUUUCAUCAUGUUGUUGCUGUUAGAUUAUAUUUAUGUUCAAGUUUAGUUAAGUUCUGCCUUGUUG